Molecule: messenger RNA, 7164 nt
Organism: Hippocampus zosterae (dwarf seahorse)
Lineage: Eukaryota; Metazoa; Chordata; Actinopteri; Syngnathiformes; Syngnathidae
Gene: kidins220a
Product: kinase D-interacting substrate 220a
Exons: 33
Coding region: 224-5257 (1677 amino acids)
Molecular function (GO): protein binding
Source: RefSeq, a predicted model, not a curated record
UAAUAUUCAGUCUGUAAAAAAAGAAGUGGGGGGAUGCCGAGCUUGAUCCAGGCAGUGUUUGUAGAUGCUGUGUAUGUGUGGUGUGAGAACAAGAUUAACUGGUAUUGAAAAAUUACCUUCCACCAAGCUUGGCUCAGCUUUCAUUCUGGAACCCUUCAUUUUAUUGAAAGACUGCCGUUACGCUUGCUGCAAAGAGCGGUGUCCCGGUGUUGACCACUGAGCCAUGGAUACCACCACUUCCCUGAAGAUGACCUCCGUGGCUGUCCAAAGUCUGUUCAGCUACGUGGAGGAGGAGAACCUGGCUGCCAUCAAAGCACACUUGGAUAAGUUCAAAGACGUCGACAGCAGGAGUGAUAAUGGACAGACUCCCCUUAUGGUGGCAGCUGAGCAGGGCAGUCUGGAGAUUGUGCAGGAGCUCAUCAGGAGAGGAGCCAAUGUUAACUGCGAUGAUGUUGACUGCUGGACAGCGCUGAUGUCAGCGUCCAAGGAAGGCCACAUCCAGAUUGUGCGAGAAUUGCUGGACAACGAUGCUAACGUGGAACACAGAGACAUGGGAGGCUGGACUGCUCUCAUGUGGGCCGCCUAUAAAGGUCGUACGGAUGUGGCGCAACUGCUCCUGAGUAAAGGAGCGAACCCAAACAUCACUGGUCAGUAUAGCGUCUACCCCAUAAUUUGGGCGGCGGGUCGAGGCCAUGCUGAGAUUGUCCAUCUGCUGCUGCAGCACGGAGCUAAAGUCAACUGCUCGGACAAGUACGGCACCACCCCACUGAUCUGGGCUGCCAGGAAGGGUCACUACGACAGUGUGAUGCACCUUCUGGCCAACGGAGCCGAUGUGGAUCAGGAAGGAGCCAACUCCAUGACAGCUUUGAUUGUGGCAGUGAAAGGUGGCUACACUGAAGUGGUCAAGGAGCUGCUGAAGAGGAACCCGAAUGUCAACAUGACCGACAAGGAUGGAAACACAGCCCUGGCCAUUGCUGCCAAGGAGGGACACACCGAAAUUGUGCAGGAUCUGCUGGAUGCUGGCACUUAUGUUAACAUACCAGACAGGAGUGGAGAGACCAUGCUGAUUGGAGCAGUGAGAGGAGGCCAUGUGGAAAUAGUACGAGCUCUGCUGAACAAAUACGCGGAUAUUGAUGUCAGGGGCCAGGAUGGAAAAACUGCUCUCUACUGGGCAGUGGAGAAAGGUAAUGCCACCAUGGUGAGAGACAUACUGCAGUGCAACCCGGACACGGAGAGCUGCACCAAGGAGGGAGAAACCCCACUUAUCAAAGCCACAAAAAUGAGGAACAUAGAGAUCGUCGAGCUGCUGCUGGAUAAAGGAGCAAAGGUGUCCGCUGUAGAAAAGAAAGGCGACACACCCCUCCACAUCGCCAUCAGAGGGAGGAGCCGAAAGCUGGCUGAGUUGCUGCUCCGGAACCCUAAAGAUGGCCGCCUCCUUUACCGCCCAAACAAGGCUGGAGAGACGCCAUACAACAUUGAUUGCACCCACCAGAAAAGCAUCCUCACGCAAAUAUUUGGCGCCAAACACCUCUCCCCAACUGAAUCAGACGGGGACAUGUUGGGUUAUGACCUGUACAGCAGCGCUCUUGCAGACAUUCUCAGCGAGCCAACCAUGCAACCACCCAUCUGUGUUGGUCUGUACGCACAAUGGGGUAGUGGGAAAUCUUUUCUUCUGAAGAAACUCGAGGAUGAAAUGAAGACGUUUGCAGGGCAGCAGAUCGAGCCGUUGUUCCAGUUCUCCUGGCUGGUGGUCUUCCUCACCCUCCUGCUCUGUGGCUCAGUUGCUGUGAUACUGGGCUUUACCGUUGAUCACAAGCUGGCCAUCGCCGUUUCCCUCAGCCUGCUUGCUUUGAUUUACAUCUUCUUUGUUUUGGUGUACUUUGGAAGCCGACGUGAGAGAGAGAGCUGGAACUGGGCAUGGGUCAUCAGCACCCGGCUUGCCCGACAAAUUGGCUACUUGGAGCUUCUCCUCAAACUGAUGUUUGUCAAUCCACCCGAACUGCCUGAACAAACAACCCGUGCACUGCCCGUCAGGUUCCUGUUCACGGACUACAAUCGCCUGUCCAGUGUCGGAGGGGAGACGUCCAUGGCCGAGAUGAUUGCCACGCUCUCAGAUGCAUGUGAAAGGGAGUUUGGUUUCAUGGCCACUAGGCUGUUUAGGGUUUUCAAGAAUGAUGAAAUCCAAGGUAAAAAGUGGAAAAAGACAUGCUGCGUGCCGUCCUUUGUACUGUUUGCCUUGACACUGUGCUGCCUCAUUGCUGGCUUAGCAUUGCUAGCAAUAUUUAAGGUGGACUCCGAGAACCUGACAGUGAAUGCAGUGCUGAUUGCAAUGGCCAGUGUGGUUGGCCUGGCCUUGCUGUUCAACUGUAAAACCUGGUGGCAGGUGGGCGACUCAGUCCUCAACUCCCAGAGGAAACGCCUUCACAGGGCUGCCAACAAUCUGCACCAGCUUAAGAGUGAAGGCUUUAUGAAGGUUCUGAAGCAUGAGGUAGAACUAAUGUCGAAGAUGGCCAAGACAAUCGAUGGCUUUACCCAGAACCAGACACGAAUGGCCGUCAUCAUAGAUGGGCUGGAUGCCUGUGAACAGGACAAAGUGCUGCAAAUGCUGGACACGGUGCGAGUUCUCUUCUCUAAAGGGCCCUUCAUCUCCAUCUUUGCCAGCGACCCUCAUAUCAUCAUUAAAGCCAUCAACCAAAACCUCAACAGCGUGCUGAGAGACUCCAACAUCAACGGCCACGACUACAUGAGGAACAUUGUCCACCUGCCAGUGUUCCUCAACAGCAGAGGUCUCAGCACUGCCAGGAAGCUCUGCAUGGCAGCACCCACUAAUGGCGACAGCUUAGCUGCAGAAGGAUGGACUGAAGAUGUUGACAAGAAGAUGUCUCAGAGUAGCCUGGCUCCAGACCAGGCAAAAUUUGGCAGCAAGACCGCCCUUAACCGCAGGGACACAUACCGGCGGCGCCAGAUGCAGAGGACCAUCACCAGGCAGAUGUCUUUCGAUUUGACAAAGCUGCUGGUGACUGAGGACUGGUUCAGCGACAUCAGCCCCCAGACCAUGAGGAGGCUGCUCAAUAUUGUUUCUAUCACUGGUCGUCUCUUGCGUGCCAAUCAGAUAAUCUUCAAUUGGGAUCGUCUGGCGUCGUGGAUCAAUCUGACUGAGGAGUGGCCCUACAGGACGUCAUGGAUCAUCCUCUUCUUAGAAGAAAGUGAUGGCGUUUCUGAUCAGGUCUCUCUCAAGACAAUCUAUGAAAGGCUGUCCAAGAGUAUUCCCACCACCAAGGAUGUGGAGCCAUUGCUGGAGAUCGACGGCGACAUCCGCAGCUUUGAGGUGUUCCUCUCUUCCCGAACACCUGUCCUCACUGCAAGAGAUGUGGAGAUGUUCCUCCCCUGCACCGUAAAUCUGGACCCCAAACUCAGAGAAAUUAUAGCAGAUGUGCGUGCAGCCAGGGAGCAGAUGCAUGUGGGAGGGGUUUCGUAUCCCACAAUGCCUUUGCAGGAGGCGGUGGUGCCCCGUCCACAGCUGGGAUACGGCCAGCACAACGCCACAUGCUCACCGUCGGGCUCUUUUGCCGGCUCCUUGCCGCCUCAGCCUCACAGUGCCUACUUCAGUGGCAUGACUGGUCCUCAGCACCCCUUCUACAACCGGCCUUAUUUCCCCCAACAUGUGUAUCACCUGCCAAGGCAUUACCCCCAUCAUGCCCCCUCAACCAUGCACCCUUCCAUUAAGCAUCCUCUUCACACCAAGGACCUCACUGGUGGACUUGAAGUUAUAGCAGAGGAUGCAAGAGAAGGCCUCCACUCCUGUCCCUCUGACCCCUCCAUGGCCUCCCCAGCUGUCCUGCUCAGCUCAAUGAGCACAGAUGCGGUGUGCGAGUUCCUCAAACAGAUCGAUGGAAUCGACGCCAGCAUGCUGCGUCAGUACACUGCCACCGUUAAGAAGGCUAACAUAAACGGACGAGUCCUGGCACAGUGCAACCUGGAUGAGCUGAAGAAAGAGAUGGAUAUGAACUUUGGUGACUGGCAGCUCUUCAGGGGAAUGGUGAUGGAACAACGGCUUGCCGAAAGCCAGGCUCUGCUCGAGGAGGAGUCGCGAGCUCCAAGUGAGCAGGGCAACAGCGUCUACAGCGCAGAGCCCGGCAGGCGCUUGUCGGGGGCCCAGCGGGAGGGAGGGACCUUCAGCCUCAAUCUGAGCUUCGAGGAGCUCAGUGGAGCAGGACUAGAAGAGCGCCCGAGACACGGCAGCAACUCGCAGUGGCCGGUAGCGAAUCUCCGCACCACAAGCAUGUCCAGCCUCAACUCGCAAGAAUCGUCCAACAACAUCUGCAGGUUGACGAACAGGCAGCAGGCAGAGUACCGCGACGCCUACCAGGAGUACAUUGCUCAGAUGGCCCAGCUGGACGUGUCGGGCGGCGCGACGGAGAGGCCAGUGCAGCCCCAGCCGUCGACCUUCCUCCAGGCAGCCGGCUCGGACGAUAAAGGGGCUAAGGAAGGAGCAGACCAAGAUGGCCGCAAGUCCUUCAUCAAGAGGGUCUCCAAGGCGUCUGACGCCGCAGACGUUCCCUCGGGGUCUGAUGGCCAACUCCUCGAUCCCAUCAGCGAGGAGGAUGAGAAGCUGGACCACAGCACGAGCUCCAGAAACAACACGGCCGAGUCGCGCGUCCGCAAGCUGUCCAGCGAUGAUGACUCAAGCCCGGAGGAGGCAGACAACACCACGCCGCUCCUCCAAAAAGAAGCGAAAGCCAAAUCCUCACAUUUUCUCACCAAAGGUAUUUUGGAUCCAAAGGAGUCCACUGAGAGCUCUCCGGAGCAGGCAGCAGGAGAACCCGGUUUGGCGAAGGCAGCGGCGUGGUCAGGUGUUAUGGAGCUGGAGCUGGAGGGUGUGGUGAAGAAGCGAGGUUUCCUCCCCAGCAGCCUGCAGGACUCCACGGCGGCCCGUAUGUCCAUCUGCUCCGAGGCGGCCUCCGACGCCAGCCUGAUGGCGAGCAGCCCGGACGAAGGGUGGCCUCCCGGCGGGAUCAGCAACCUCAACCGCAGCGAGAGCAACACCACGCUCAACAACAACACCGGCGACACCAAUUCCAACACCAACAACAGCAUCCGCCAACAACAACAGUUCGCCACCUCCCCCACCAACGUCUCGCCUGCUGUCAUCAUCUCACCGGGCAGCGGCAAUGCCACCGUCACUACCGCCACCGUCCACCACAACCAGAACCUGCGCUCCAUCAACCUGGGAGACGAAAGGGAGAGCGCCCUUUGAGAUUGUUUCUAAUCCUAAUUCAGUAAUCAGUGUUGUUUCGUAAGGCUCAGAAUAGCGUUUUUUUUCUUUGAGAAGCAGUUUUGCUUAUUAAUGAACUUUCUAAUUUUGAGGAGCAGGUCAAAGGGUUAUGUUAAACCACAAUAGAAACAUUUGGUGUCGGUUUAUAAUCAACAAGUUUUUAUUUCAUUUAUUUUCAUGCCUGGAAACAUUUCCACUGGGGCAAUUUCAAAGACAAAUAUGAAUAUCAUUUUAAACUUAGUAUUUUUUAAUUGGUUGUAUUGUCCUUUAGCGGGGCGGCCCGGUAGUCCAGUGGUUAGCACUUCGGCUUCACAGUGCAGAGGUACCGGAUUCGAUUCCAGCUCCAGCCUCCCUGUGUGGAGUUUGCAUGUUCUCCCCGGGCCUGCGUGGGUUUUCUCCGGGUGCUCCGGUUUCCUCCCACAUUCCAAAAACAUGCGUGGCAGGCUGAUUGAACACUUUAAAUUGUCCCUAGGUUUGAGUGUGAGCGUGGAUGGUUGUUCGUCUCUGUGUGCCCUGCGAUUGGCUGGCAACCGAUUCAGGGUGUCCCCCGCCUACUGCCCGGAGACAGCUGGGAUAGACUCCAGCCACCCCCCUAGUGAGGAUCAAGCGGUUCGGAAGAUGAAUGAAUGUCCUUUAACGAAGCAAUUUUUUUUCUUUAAUAUAUAAGAUCUACUGUAAUGUAAUUUUGAGAACAUUUAAUGUGCAGAUCUCAAAACUCAGUACUCAAUACUUUUAAUUUUGGAAGCCGCUCCUCUCGGCUGAUGUACGCAUAACAUAAUUUCCAGUUUCAGUCCUGUUCAGCUGUGUAGCAUCGUUUAUCAUUUUCUCUAGAGACACUUAUCAAACUGUCUGUCUCUUGCUGUUCAAAGAUGUAUUCGCUCCUCGUUUAACGCGGUUCCAGCCAGACGUCGGUGACGUGUUCUCAAUCACCCAAGCACUGAAUUCCAGUGUUUCACAAUUCCGUGUCAAUUUUAGGUUAGCAUUGCAAUUAGCAUGGCUUCUCCAUCUGUCUUUAUCACCCCUUGAUGAAAACAAUACUUUCCAAAGCGUAGCUGGAUGAUUACUCACUUAGGAGCGACAUCGCAACAUGUUUAGCGCACUAGCUCGCCAACCAAAGCUUGCUGCUCGCUAAGUAGUGUGGCGUAUGUAGCAGCAAGCUUGCCACUGACCUCUUUCCCAGUGAUCAGUGACAUAAGCGUGCUGCGGCAUGUUAAUGUGCGUUCGUCUGGCCAGGAACAAUUUUUGGGACCGUCUCACAUCCCCGCAGAAAACUUUGUGAUCCUCAGUUUUGCAAGUCAGUGUGUUGUAAUGGAUACAAAGUGUGAAUUUUAACUUGCAAAAUGUGAUGUGAAACCACUUAUUUCAAGCCUGUAAUGUAUGUAAUAGAAUUUAGUCUGUUAGGAUGGAACUGUAGAAGCUGUAUCUUGUUAAUGAUAAUAUGGAACUUUUAAAACUACAGCUACAGCAUUAUCAUACUACCUAAUUGCACCUGCAUUUUACCUGUUGUGAAAAAUUUGGGGAUGUUUUCGUGGGGCACAUAAUUGUUAGUGAUGGGUUGAAUCAGGCGUCUGGGCCGUGAAUUUGACACCUGAGUUUUAAAAUGUCAUUGGGAAAAAAAAGUCCAAAUUCAGAAUGGAUAAUUGUGCAGUUGUUGUGACAUUGUGACACUUGUUACAUAGAGCUAGUUUGUGUGGUGAUGGAAUGCUACAUGUCGAAGAGUGUUGUGUUUGCUGUUAUCGAUAUUUACCUCAGUGGUUAUGUGGAGUAGUGGACGAUUCUUCUGUCACAGGUAUUUGGGAUAUCUUUGAGUGUUCUGAUAUGAUUCUGUCUCCUUAACUUUGUCAAAUUGUUUCACUAUUUAAAUCAAUACACUUUUAAUGGAUGUUCAA